CAGUCACAUUCUCUUUAAUCUAUUGGUAUCCUUUUUCCUCUUAUAAUUAUUCCUUUAAUAUCAAUUAAAUAUUUCUAAGAUAAUUACCAUUAUAUUUAUUGAAUUUAGAGUAUAUUUAGGAAUACUUACCAAACGUCUUUACCUGAGCAUUAUCAGAAAGUGCAUAUAACUAAUAAUAUCGUCUCUAGAAGUUUCAACGAAUUAAGUGAAUCAUAUAAUGGAUGGCCCAUACUUUGGGGAUAAUGGCUAUGGCUGGGAUGAAGAGCCUGACAUGAUGGAUAAUGGUUUUCAACCUGGUAACUUUGGCCCAAGGCCAGGUUUUAAUAGGGGUGAUUUCAGAAACCGCCAUUAUAGAAAUGCCUAUGGGAAUUAUAGAGGUGGAUAUGGUCCAGAUGGAGGCUAUGGACCUCCACCUUUAUUUGGCUCUCCUGAUUUUGGGCCAGGCCCAGGGAUGAGACCAAAUCCACCGUUUAUGUGGGGAAGAGGUUUUGGGCCUAGAGGACCCCCAAUACGUAAAGUUAAUAUGGAAGACAAAGCCAUGAGAUUUCUUAUACGUAUGGGCGUACCAAAAGAUGUUUUAAAAAAUACGCCAAAAGAAAUUUUGUAUCUGAUGGAGCCUGAAUUUUGUGGUAUAUGUACCAUAAAAUUGGAAACGGUAGCUGUCGCCCGGAUGCAUUAUAUAUCCAAAAAUCAUCUGAGGAAUCAGAAAAAAUGGCUAAAAGAACAUCCUGAUGUUUAUCACCAUAGAGAGGUACCGCUGAAGUCUCGUGAUCUUUACUGCGAAAUUUGUGAUGUUCACAUCACAUCUAAAAGUCAUGCCGAUUCGCAUUAUGCUGGGAAGCCACAUCGCGCUAUCGUUGAUGGACGGAAAUUACCAAGAAACCCAUUUUUGCUUCAAAAAGGAAUGGAAGGCCGAUUGGAAACUCUGAUUCGGCGUGAGAAAAAGUUUAUUAAACCUGAAGAAUGUGAAGCACACCAGCAACAGGUUCUGCAAGAAGCGAAGGCUAUUCAGCCCGACCUAUUCUGCGAUAUAUGUAAGACUUCUGUUACGUGCACAGAGCAGAUGACUAUGCAUUUGAAUGGCAAAAGACACCUUACUAAGGAAAAACAGCAUAUUUUGAAAAUGAUGAAAGGAGAGACAACAGAGACGUCUUUGGGAGGUGAAGGCUUUCCUCAAGGAGAAGCAAACAAAGCAUCUGCUACAAAUGAAGAAGAUGCAGAGCAAGAGGAAUCUGCAGAAAACCAGCAGGAUAACUAUGAUUGGGGUAAUGGUAGUGGAACCUGGGAUGAGCCAGCUACUGAAACUACUACUAAUUAGAGGAUGUCAUCUAUUAUAUAUGGAUUUUCUCUACUUCUAUAUUUAUGAAUAAUUAAUAAUUAUUAUUUGUGUCAUUAAUUUCACUUUGAAAUAAAUAAAUAAAUGUAUUCAGUGUAAA
Messenger RNA from Galleria mellonella (greater wax moth), 1436 nucleotides. RefSeq names its product zinc finger protein 346-like (gene dbf). The record is from RefSeq and is a predicted model, not a curated record. NCBI's taxonomy places the organism in Eukaryota, Metazoa, Arthropoda, Insecta, Lepidoptera, Pyralidae. The coding region runs from base 218 to 1318 and encodes 366 amino acids. The transcript is spliced from 12 exons. Gene Ontology annotation, molecular function: nucleic acid binding; zinc ion binding.